Trametes versicolor FP-101664 SS1 is the source of this 711-nucleotide messenger RNA. RefSeq lists its product as uncharacterized. NCBI's taxonomy places the organism in Eukaryota, Fungi, Basidiomycota, Agaricomycetes, Polyporales, Polyporaceae. The transcript is spliced from 4 exons. The record is from RefSeq and is a predicted model, not a curated record. The coding region runs from base 1 to 711 and encodes 236 amino acids.
AUGGACGCAGGACUCGGAGAGCCGGGCUCCGUACAGCCACAAGGCGGCUCUUUUCGAACUGCCACCACGGAGGAACCAGGCAUCUCUUCGCGCGCACAAGACGAGAGGAUUGCGGCCGCGAAGUCGAGGCCUGCGCGUGAGACUCUCGUGAGAGCCGCGGUGCCGCCGCGCGGCACCCCGUCCGCUGCCGCCGACGCCGACGCCGACGCCGACUCCGAGCCCGCGCGCCCGAGCUCGCACCCGCGCCCGCGCCUGAGUCCGAGCCACGGCCACGCGCAGCGCCCACACACGCCCACACCCUUGCAAAUGACGCUGGUGAUGCAUGAUGUCUAUGUAGUCGUGAGACGAGUGUCCGUGAGAGGACAUGCUGGCGAAAUCGAGGGCACGCUCGUCGACUACAAAAAACCACAGGAUGUGAGCGGGGCAUUUAUCGAGAAAUGUGCCAAGAAACGCACCAGGGAGACGCUCGCGGACGCAGAGCCCGCCGUGGUCGUGUCCAUCGACACCGCGGUGGGAGUACCCGCCGGCGAACCUGCCGACGACGCAGAACCGGAGUCCGUGGGGUCCUGCGAGGCGGGAGCCGAACUAGAGGCCGCACUGCUUGGGAGCGUGACCGACGCUGACGCGUCCGUCCCAGAGCUCGCUGCACUCGUCGCUGUUGACGUCGGCGACCCGCCCCCGCUGGUGUCCGUUGCUUGUCGUCUCCAAUAG